Linum tenue is the source of this 2166-nucleotide messenger RNA. Lineage: Eukaryota; Viridiplantae; Streptophyta; Magnoliopsida; Malpighiales; Linaceae. The record is from the annotation of a GenBank genome assembly.
AAGCGCGCUUUCUCUCACAGUCUCCCUCCUAUUUCUCUGCCUCUCUCUCUCUCUCUCUCUGCAAAAUUCAAAUCCAAAAUUCCGCUCGUCCAAUAGAUCUAUCUCAGUCUGCCUGCUUCCCUCUCCAAAACCCUAACCCGCCACCCAAAUCCCUUACUCAUUUUUCUUCUCCGUCUUCUUCACUUUGAGCCCGCCUCCCUGUCAAGAUUUGCUUGGUGGGUUUUUGUGGACAAGGUCACGAAUUUGUACUGAGAUUUUCCGGUUGGUCGAGUUUUGGCGAAAAUGGAGGAUCAAGCCGAUUCUGGGUUUCCUCCUACUGGAUCUGCUUCCAAGAUGGCCGGCGACAAACGAGGCAGUGACGACUUGGGGGAGGAGGAGCAGGAAGUCCCGCGCAAGCGGGUUAAAAUGAGAAAUCUCGAUGCGGUAUUGAGGGUUCCAGAUGCAGAUUCUUGUCAAGUCCAAAGAAGUGGAACAUCAACUUUGACACUGUCAGCUGAAGUCAAUCCUGUCCAUGGGCGACUGGAUCUCAAUAGUGAAGCUGGUAUGGGUUAUGACUCUACAAGACGUGAAGCCGUACAUAAUGCAGACAAUUGUGCUGAAGUUGCCAACAAAUGUGAAACAUCUCUUGGCACUGGCUUGGAUCUCAAUGCAGAAAACAUUGCUAGCUCUGGCAACCAUAACCGGGUCUACCCAAACAAAACUCACAAAAGCAGGCAAAAAUCAUGGGACGUGUCUGAAUGUGCAAGCACUACAGGUCCAGUGGUGGAUAAAGACCCCUUGAAAGUUUGGAAGGAGAUGAAGCAGAAUGGGUUUCUCUCCGCACCUCAUGGUGGGAUAUCAAGUCAAAGCAAUCUGCUUUCAUCCUCUUCUAAUGGACCGCCGCAUGGAGGGGUACCAGUGCCGAAGCAACGCGGGAGGAAACCCAAGAACAAUGACAUCGUGAAGAAGAGAAUGGAGAUUGCAAAGAAAGAACAGGUGGACAGAUUCACAAAGAUUGCAGCUCCAAGUGGACUGCUGAAUGAUCUCAACCCGGGGAUUAUCAACCACGUGAGGAAUAGCAAGCAGGUGCGCUCCAUUAUUGAGGCUUUAGUCAAGUCCGAGAAGCAUGAGACUAAUCGUGAAGAAAGAAGAAGGGAUAGCUAUCUAAAAGCUGGAAGCAAAGGAAUUGGUGGAAAUGAAAGCUCAUCAGUUGCUGUGUUUGAAAGUAAGCUAAUGGGAGGGUUCACGAUAUCAAGUAGAGAGUGUGAUUCCGGCACGACAAGGGGGAUGUGUGGAGGAAGCAGUCUUUCGUACUCCCAUCCUGUUGGUGAAGAUGCUCUUGUGCUGAAACUAUCAUCGUCAAUGAAAGUUCCUGAGGAAUCUAGCAGCUUUUCUAACAACGGAUCUGCUGAUGGCACCAAUGCCUCUUCUCUUUCUGUCAAAGCGGCAAGUGUUGCUUCACAGUGGUUGGAGCUUGUUCAGCAAGACAUCAAAGGACGGCUCACUGCUUUGCGGCGUAGCAAGAGGAGGGUGAAAGACGUCAUAACUACUGAUCUACCUAUGUUGAUAUCAAGAGAAUUCGGCUCCAACCAAGAGAACAGUGACCCUUACAACAUGCAUGCUGCUGCAAUGCAUCAAGCGAGAUGGACCCAGAAGUUUGAUCAAAUGGAUAAAGCACUCACUGAAGAACAGAGACAACUUGAAAGUUGGCUGAGCCAGCUGAAAGAGAUGCAACUACACUGUGAUCAUGGGUUGCAGCAUUACCAAUUGAAUGGAUUCAUGGGACUCCAACAACCCCCAGGGCCGGCAGAACACUUCAUCAGAACGCCCAAGCCCGAAAACCCUGAGAAGGAAUUGGCAGUGAGGGCAGCUGCAGCAUCCAUCUAUUCAACAUGCAAUUUUUUCACGUCAAAGGAGAAUGUUUCAUGUUUCUGAACCUCUUUUUGAUGUCGCUUCUGUAAUUUUUCUUGUUGUUGCCUUAGGAAAUAGGGUUAACUUGUGCAUUUAGCAGCAUACAGAUUAAGAAGCUGAAAUGUAACCUUGGGUGAGUUAAGUAUGUUCCCUUUACCCUCUGAUUAUGAGUGACGUUGCUGUUUCUUUCUAGAGGGUUUCUAGUAACAGUUGGUUACUGACCGAUUCUUGUUCUACAAAAUCUGUAAGUCCAAUAAAGAGUUGGGGGAUUCUCAA